Messenger RNA from Nymphaea colorata (pocket water lily), 1459 nucleotides. RefSeq names its product ALA-interacting subunit 3-like. The transcript has 9 exons. Bases 164 to 1216 code for a protein of 350 amino acids. The record is from RefSeq and is a predicted model, not a curated record. Gene Ontology annotation, cellular component: plasma membrane; endoplasmic reticulum; Golgi apparatus. NCBI's taxonomy places the organism in Eukaryota, Viridiplantae, Streptophyta, Magnoliopsida, Nymphaeales, Nymphaeaceae.
AAGAGUCCCCAUGAUCUCCGAUUUCUGUCUCUCCGUCGUACUUGUUUAUUCGUUCAUUUCGUCUCUGCUGUUUUCUUCCUUCGCCGGGGACCGGGACUUGGUGUUUCCGGCGAGCACCCGUUCUCCCCAUUUUCAGAUUUCGGUGGAGAUCUAAUUGGGCGGGAUGAGCGCGUCAGGAGCUACAAGCUCGGGGAGCAACGGGGCGGCCGAUCCCUCUGGCCCCAGGCGCAACUCCAAGAGGCCUAAGUAUUCAAGGUUUACUCAGCAAGAACUUCCUGCUUGCAAACCUAUUUUGACACCAGGAUGGGUGAUCACAGCUUUCACAUUCAUCGGUGUGAUCUUCAUUCCAAUCGGAGUUGCUUCAUUGUUUGCAUCACGUGGUGUUGUUGAAAUCGUGUACCAAUAUGAAACUGCUUGUGUUCCUCGUAACUGGACAGGGAAUGAGCUUAGUUUCAUCCAAAAUGGCAAUGCUGACAAGACCUGUACUGCAAAGUUGACCGUGCCGAGUAAGAUGAAAGCACCUGUCUAUGUGUAUUAUCAGCUGGAUAACUUCUACCAGAACCAUCGCAGGUAUGUUAAGAGCAGGAACGACAAACAGUUGAUGAGCAAGAAAUAUGAAAAUACUACUACUAACUGCGACCCUGAAGCUAAGGGUUCAAAUGGCCUUCCUAUUGUUCCUUGUGGUCUCAUAGCUUGGAGCUUGUUUAAUGAUACAUAUGGGUUUUCAAUCAAUAGCAAAUCCUUGGAAGUCAAUAAAAAGGACAUAUCUUGGAAGAGUGAUCGUGAUCAUAAAUUUGGAAAGGAUGUUUAUCCAAAGAAUUUUCAAAAUGGAGGUCUAAUCGGCGGUGCAAAACUUAAUGAAAGCAUACCUUUGAGUGAGCAAGAAGACCUUAUUGUCUGGAUGCGAACAGCAGCCUUGCCAACCUUUAGGAAGUUGUAUGGGAGGAUAAAUGUUGAUCUCAAUGAAAGUACCACGAUAGAUGUGGUCAUACAAAACAACUAUAACACGUACAGUUUUGGUGGCAAGAAGAAGCUGGUGCUUUCCACUACUAGUUGGCUUGGUGGAAAGAAUGACUUCCUUGGUGUGGCAUACCUUACUGUUGGUGGGUUGAGCUUCUUCUUGGCUCUGGUCUUCCUUGUGGUAUAUCUUGUCCACCCAAGGAGUCUGGGAGACCCAAACUAUUUGUCUUGGAAUAGAACACCAGCAUCCCAUUGAAGACCAUUGUGCAGUGUUUCCCAGUUCGUGGGCCUCUCUUGCUAUGGACGGUUGGAUGGGUAAAGGUGUACUUUAUAUAUUUUUUUGUAACGCUGAAACACCAUUAUCACAUGUGUAAAGGAAAAGUUCUAAUCUUAUAAAUCCUUGUGAAAAACUUUGCGCUUCUUUGAUAUACAAACUGCCAAUUGUACUCAUGACAUGAGGCGGCCAUCCAGUUUAAUGAGGCCUAAUUUCUUUCAUGUA